Molecule: messenger RNA, 1225 nt
Organism: Daucus carota subsp. sativus
Lineage: Eukaryota; Viridiplantae; Streptophyta; Magnoliopsida; Apiales; Apiaceae
Product: mitochondrial import inner membrane translocase subunit TIM17-2
Exons: 3
Coding region: 230-928 (232 amino acids)
Biological process (GO): protein import into mitochondrial matrix
Cellular component (GO): mitochondrial inner membrane; TIM23 mitochondrial import inner membrane translocase complex
Molecular function (GO): transmembrane protein transporter activity
Source: RefSeq, a predicted model, not a curated record
GGGAAAAAAAACUUUACCUAAUACAUAGCGAGAGAAAAGGCAAAGAAGAGCGGCAGCUAAAUAAAACCAACCAACAGAGAAACCUAGUUUCAACAAAAGACAUGGCUCAUGCGCAGCCAGUCGCAUAACAACCAACCUCAAAUUAACUCUCUUUUUCUUCUCUCUUCUGGUUUUCACAAACCCAUUACACUUCUCUGUUUUGUCCCGCAAGAUUUGCAAUUUGUGAUUCAUGGGCACUCCAGAGACCUCGCGGGAACCUUGUCCUGAUCGUAUACUCGAUGACAUUGGUGGAGCUUUUGGCAUGGGAGCUGUUGGAGGUGCAGCUUUCCACUUCUUGAAAGGAAUCUAUAACUCGCCAAAAGGUGAGCGCUUCUUUGGAGGCACUCAAGCAGUGCGCAUGAAUGCACCUCGUGUCGGUGGUAGUUUUGCUGUGUGGGGUGGCCUCUUCUCCACUUUUGAUUGCACGAUGGUCUACGUACGUCAAAAAGAGGAUCCGUGGAAUUCCAUUAUUGCUGGCGCGGCCACUGGCGGUUUCCUGCAGAUGCGCCAGGGUUUUGGUGCUGCGUCUAGAUCUGCAGCGUUUGGUGGAGUAUUGCUUGCUCUGAUUGAAGGUGCUGGAAUAAUGCUAAACAAAGUUAUGAGUGCGCAGCAAAAUUUUCCUCCAAUGGAAGAGCCUUUACCUAACAUGCCAGGUAUUCCUGGAUAUCAAAUGGGACAACUUCCUGGUCAAGCGCCAAUUAAUAUAGAGGGCAUGGGGAGUGGAGCAUCAUCGACGGCUGCAACAUCACCAUCAUCAUCUUCUUCUUCAUGGUUCGGCGGGUUAUUUGGUGGUGAAAAGAAGCAGGAGGCAGGUACAAGCAGUGGAAGCAAGACAGAGGUUCUAGAGAGCUUUGAUGCUCCAACCCCACCAUCAUUUGAGUACAAAUGAGUGGUAAUCUAUUCUCUGUUGCUGGAAGGUUGGCAGCUUUUUCAGUUACCAGCACAACAGCUUUAGGAUGAUAACCUAAAUCUCGCGAGCAUAAAGUUUUGGUUGUUUGCCCGUCUUUGUUUAGAGUCGUGGACUCUCUUUCAAAGUUUCUAGCAGCCAUUUCAGACGAAUCUUGUAGUCUUGUGUAAAAUAAUUUAGAGCUAUCUUUUAAUCGUUGACGUGUGUAACAAUAUGUUCAUGACAUUUCCCUCCGACAUUUCUUCAUUACCAUUCUAUGAAAGCAAGUUUAUAGUUGAA